AUGGCAGCACGGCUGCUUGCACCACCAGGCCCUGAUAGUUUCAAGCCUUUCACCCCUGAGUCACUGGCAAACAUUGAGAGGCGCAUUGCUGAGAGCAAGCUCAAGAAACCGCCAAAGGCCGAUGGCAGUCAUCGGGAGGAUGAUGAGGACAGCAAGCCCAAGCCAAACAGUGACCUGGAAGCAGGGAAGAGUUUGCCUUUCAUCUAUGGGGACAUCCCUCAAGGCCUGGUUGCGGUUCCCCUGGAGGACUUUGACCCAUACUAUUUGACACAGAAAACCUUUGUAGUAUUAAACAGAGGGAAAACUCUCUUCAGAUUUAGUGCCACGCCUGCCUUGUACAUUUUAAGUCCUUUUAACCUGAUAAGAAGAAUAGCUAUUAAAAUUUUGAUACAUUCAGUAUUUAGCAUGAUCAUUAUGUGCACUAUUUUGACCAACUGUGUAUUCAUGACUUUUAGUAACCCUCCUGACUGGUCGAAGAAUGUGGAGUACACGUUCACAGGGAUUUAUACAUUUGAAUCACUAGUGAAAAUUAUUGCAAGAGGUUUCUGCAUAGAUGGCUUUACAUUUUUACGGGAUCCAUGGAACUGGUUAGAUUUCAGUGUCAUCAUGAUGGCAUAUGUGACAGAGUUUGUGGACCUGGGCAAUGUCUCAGCGCUGAGAACAUUCAGGGUUCUCCGAGCUUUGAAAACUAUCUCUGUAAUUCCAGGCCUGAAGACAAUUGUGGGCGCCCUGAUUCAGUCUGUGAAGAAACUGUCAGAUGUGAUGAUCUUGACAGUGUUCUGCCUGAGUGUUUUUGCCUUGAUUGGACUGCAGCUGUUCAUGGGCAACCUGCGAAACAAGUGUGUUGUGUGGCCCAUAAACUUCAACGAGAGCUAUCUUGAAAAUGGCACCAAAGGCUUUGACUGGGAAGAGUAUAUCAACAAUAAAACAAAUUUUUACAUGGUUCCUGGCAUGCUGGAACCUUUACUCUGUGGGAACAGUUCUGAUGCUGGGCAAUGCCCAGAGGGAUACCAGUGUAUGAAAGCAGGAAGGAACCCCAACUAUGGUUACACAAGCUUUGACACUUUUAGCUGGGCCUUCUUGGCAUUAUUUCGCCUUAUGACCCAGGACUACUGGGAAAACUUGUAUCAAUUGACCUUACGAGCAGCUGGGAAAACAUACAUGAUCUUCUUUGUCUUGGUCAUCUUUGUGGGUUCUUUCUAUCUGGUGAACUUGAUCUUGGCUGUGGUGGCCAUGGCUUAUGAAGAGCAGAAUCAAGCAACAUUGGAGGAGGCAGAACAAAAAGAGGCUGAGUUCAAAGCAAUGCUGGAGCAGCUUAAGAAGCAGCAGGAAGAGGCACAGGCUGCUGCAAUGGCCACUUCAGCAGGAACUGUCUCAGAAGAUGCCAUAGAAGAGGAAGGUGAAGAAGGGGGCUCUCCUCGGAGCUCAUCUGAAAUUUCUAAACUCAGUUCAAAGAGUGCCAAGGAAAGACGCAACAGGAGGAAAAAGAGGAAGCAAAAGGAACUCUCUGAAGGAGAGGAGAAAGGGGAUCCUGAGAAGGUGUUUAAGUCAGAGUCAGAAGAUGGUAUGAGGAGGAAGGGCUUUCGGCUGCCAGACAACAGAAUAGGGAGGAAAUUUUCCAUCAUGAAUCAGUCCCUGCUCAGCAUCCCGGGCUCGCCCUUCCUCUCCCGCCACAACAGCAAGAGCAGCAUCUUCAGUUUCCGGGGCCCUGGGCGGUUCCGAGACCCGGGCUCCGAGAACGAGUUUGCGGACGAUGAGCACAGCACGGUCGAGGAGAGCGAAGGCCGCCGGGACUCGCUCUUCAUCCCCAUCCGGGCCCGCGAGCGCCGCAGCAGCUACAGCGGCUACAGCGGCUACAGCCAGGGCAGCCGCUCCUCGCGCAUCUUCCCCAGCCUGCGGCGCAGCGUCAAGCGCAACAGCACGGUGGACUGCAACGGCGUGGUGUCCCUCAUCGGCGGCCCCGGCUCCCACAUCGGCGGGCGUCUCCUGCCAGAGGCUACAACUGAGGUGGAAAUUAAGAAGAAAGGCCCUGGAUCUCUUUUAGUUUCCAUGGACCAACUGGCCUCCUAUGGGCGGAAGGACAGAAUCAACAGUAUAAUGAGUGUUGUUACAAAUACACUAGUAGAAGAGCUGGAAGAAUCACAAAGGAAGUGCCCGCCAUGCUGGUACAAAUUUGCCAAUACUUUCCUCAUCUGGGAAUGUCACCCCUACUGGAUAAAACUGAAAGAAAUUGUGAACUUGAUUGUUAUGGACCCUUUUGUGGACUUGGCCAUUACCAUCUGCAUUGUCCUGAAUACACUAUUUAUGGCAAUGGAACACCAUCCUAUGACGCCACAGUUUGAACAUGUUUUGGCUGUGGGAAAUCUGGUUUUCACUGGAAUUUUCACAGCAGAAAUGUUCCUGAAGCUCAUAGCCAUGGAUCCCUACUAUUAUUUCCAGGAAGGCUGGAACAUUUUUGAUGGAUUUAUUGUCUCCCUCAGUUUAAUGGAACUGAGUCUAGCAGACGUGGAGGGGCUCUCAGUGCUGCGAUCUUUCCGAUUGCUCCGAGUCUUCAAAUUGGCCAAAUCCUGGCCCACACUGAACAUGCUGAUCAAGAUUAUUGGAAAUUCAGUGGGUGCCCUGGGCAACCUGACCCUGGUGCUGGCCAUUAUUGUCUUCAUCUUUGCUGUGGUGGGGAUGCAACUUUUUGGGAAAAGCUACAAAGAGUGUGUCUGCAAGAUCAGCCAGGACUGUGAACUCCCUCGUUGGCACAUGAAUGACUUUUUCCAUUCCUUCCUCAUUGUCUUUCGAGUGUUGUGCGGGGAGUGGAUUGAGACCAUGUGGGACUGCAUGGAGGUGGCAGGCCAGGCCAUGUGCCUCAUUGUCUUUAUGAUGGUCAUGGUUAUUGGCAACUUGGUGGUACUGAACUUGUUUCUGGCCUUGCUCCUGAGCUCCUUCAGUGCAGACAAUCUGGCGGCCACUGAUGACGAUGGGGAAAUGAACAACCUACAGAUCUCAGUAAUCCGCAUCAAGAAGGGUGUGGCUUGGAUCAAAUUGAAAGUGCAUGCUUUCAUGCAGGCCCAUUUUAAGCAGCGUGAGGCCGAUGAAGUGAAACCUCUGGAUGAGUUGUAUGAAAAGAAGGCCAACUGUAUUGCCAACCACACUGGGGCAGACAUCCACCGUAACGGUGACUUCCAGAAGAAUGGCAAUGGCACAACCAGCGGCAUUGGCAGCAGUGUGGAGAAGUACAUCAUUGAUGAGGACCAUAUGUCCUUCAUCAACAAUCCCAACUUGACCGUGAGGGUGCCCAUUGCGGUAGGCGAGUCUGAUUUUGAGAACCUCAACACAGAGGACGUUAGCAGUGAAUCGGAUCCUGAAGGCAGCAAAGAUAAACUGGAUGAUACCAGCUCCUCUGAAGGAAGUACCAUUGAUAUCAAACCAGAAGUAGAAGAAGUCCCUGUGGAACAGCCUGAGGAGUACCUGGAUCCGGACGCUUGCUUCACAGAAGGUUGUGUCCAGAGGUUCAAAUGCUGCCAGGUCAACAUUGAGGAAGGGCUAGGCAAGUCUUGGUGGAUCCUGCGGAAAACCUGCUUUCUCAUCGUGGAGCACAAUUGGUUUGAGACCUUCAUCAUCUUCAUGAUCCUGCUCAGCAGUGGCGCCCUGGCCUUUGAGGACAUCUACAUUGAGCAGAGAAAGACCAUUCGUACCAUCCUGGAAUAUGCAGACAAAGUCUUCACCUACAUCUUCAUUCUGGAGAUGCUGCUCAAGUGGACAGCCUAUGGCUUUGUCAAGUUCUUCACCAACGCCUGGUGCUGGCUGGACUUCCUCAUCGUGGCUGUCUCUUUAGUCAGCCUUAUAGCUAAUGCCCUGGGCUACUCGGAACUAGGUGCCAUAAAGUCCCUUAGGACCCUAAGAGCUUUGAGACCCUUAAGAGCCUUAUCACGAUUUGAAGGGAUGAGGGUGGUGGUGAAUGCCUUGGUGGGCGCCAUCCCCUCCAUCAUGAAUGUGCUGCUGGUGUGUCUCAUCUUCUGGCUGAUUUUCAGCAUCAUGGGAGUUAACCUGUUUGCUGGAAAGUACCACUAUUGUUUUAAUGAGACUUCUGAAAUCCGAUUUGAAAUUGAAGAUGUCAACAAUAAAACUGACUGUGAAAGGCUCAUGGAGGGGAACAAUACAGAGAUCAGAUGGAAGAACGUGAAGAUCAACUUUGACAACGUUGGAGCAGGAUACCUGGCCCUUCUCCAAGUGGCAACCUUCAAAGGCUGGAUGGACAUCAUGUAUGCAGCUGUAGAUUCCCGAAAGCCUGAUGAGCAGCCUAAGUAUGAGGACAACAUCUACAUGUACAUCUACUUUGUCAUCUUCAUCAUCUUCGGCUCCUUCUUCACCCUGAACCUGUUCAUUGGUGUCAUCAUUGAUAACUUCAAUCAACAAAAGAAAAAGUUUGGAGGUCAGGACAUCUUCAUGACCGAGGAACAGAAGAAAUACUACAAUGCCAUGAAAAAGCUGGGCUCAAAGAAACCACAGAAACCCAUUCCCCGCCCCGUGAACAAAAUCCAAGGUAUCAUCUUUGAUUUUGUCACUCAGCAAGCCUUUGACAUUGUUAUCAUGAUGCUCAUCUGCCUUAACAUGGUGACAAUGAUGGUGGAGACAGAUACUCAGAGCAAGCAGAUGGAGAACAUUCUCUACUGGAUUAAUCUGGUCUUUGUCAUCUUCUUCACCUGUGAGUGUGUACUCAAAAUGUUUGCCUUGAGGCACUACUACUUCACCAUUGGCUGGAACAUCUUCGACUUUGUGGUAGUCAUCCUCUCCAUUGUGGGAAUGUUCCUGGCUGAUAUAAUUGAGAAGUACUUUGUUUCCCCAACCCUAUUCCGAGUCAUCCGAUUGGCCCGAAUUGGGCGCAUCUUGCGUCUGAUCAAAGGCGCCAAAGGGAUUCGUACCCUGCUCUUUGCCUUAAUGAUGUCCUUGCCUGCCCUCUUCAACAUUGGCCUUCUGCUCUUCCUGGUCAUGUUCAUCUUCUCCAUCUUUGGGAUGUCCAAUUUUGCAUAUGUGAAGCACGAGGCUGGCAUUGAUGACAUGUUCAACUUUGAGACAUUUGGCAACAGCAUGAUCUGCCUAUUUCAGAUCACAACCUCGGCUGGUUGGGAUGGCCUGCUGCUGCCCAUCCUAAACCGCCCCCCUGACUGCAGUCUAGAUAAGGAACACCCAGGGAGUGGCUUUAAGGGAGACUGUGGGAACCCCUCAGUAGGCAUCUUCUUCUUUGUAAGCUACAUCAUCAUCUCCUUCCUAAUUGUUGUGAACAUGUACAUUGCCAUCAUCUUGGAGAACUUCAGUGUAGCCACAGAGGAAAGUGCAGACCCUCUGAGUGAGGACGACUUUGAGACCUUCUAUGAGAUCUGGGAGAAGUUUGACCCCGAUGCCACCCAAUUCAUCGAGUACUGUAAGCUGGCAGACUUUGCAGAUGCCUUAGAGCAUCCUCUCCGAGUGCCCAAGCCCAAUACCAUUGAGCUUAUCGCCAUGGAUCUGCCAAUGGUGAGUGGGGAUCGCAUCCACUGCUUGGACAUUCUUUUUGCCUUCACCAAGCGGGUCCUGGGAGAUAGUGGGGAGUUGGACAUCCUGCGGCAGCAGAUGGAGGAGCGGUUCGUGGCAUCCAAUCCUUCCAAAGUGUCUUACGAGCCGAUCACAACCACACUACGGCGCAAACAGGAGGAGGUAUCUGCAGUCGUCUUGCAGCGCGCCUACCGGGGACAUUUGGCAAGGCGGGGCUUCAUCUGCAAAAAGACAACUUCCAAUAAGCUGGAGAAUGGAGGCACACACCGGGAGAAAAAAGAAAGCACCCCAUCUACAGCCUCCCUGCCAUCCUAUGACAGUGUAACUAAACCUGAAAAGGAGAAACAGCAGCGGGCAGAAGAAGGAAGAAGGGAAAGGGCCAAAAGACAAAAAGAGGUCAGAGAAUCCAAGUGUUAG
Cynocephalus volans (Philippine flying lemur) is the source of this 5940-nucleotide messenger RNA. RefSeq names its product sodium voltage-gated channel alpha subunit 8 (gene SCN8A). Lineage: Eukaryota; Metazoa; Chordata; Mammalia; Dermoptera; Cynocephalidae. Gene Ontology annotation, cellular component: axon; voltage-gated sodium channel complex; plasma membrane. Gene Ontology annotation, molecular function: voltage-gated sodium channel activity; protein binding. The coding region runs from base 1 to 5940 and encodes 1979 amino acids. The record is from RefSeq and is a predicted model, not a curated record. Gene Ontology annotation, biological process: sodium ion transmembrane transport; neuronal action potential; membrane depolarization during action potential. The transcript has 26 exons.